Molecule: messenger RNA, 1591 nt
Organism: Daktulosphaira vitifoliae (grape phylloxera)
Lineage: Eukaryota; Metazoa; Arthropoda; Insecta; Hemiptera; Phylloxeridae
Gene: TyrRS-m
Product: tyrosine--tRNA ligase, mitochondrial
Exons: 10
Coding region: 119-1513 (464 amino acids)
Biological process (GO): tyrosyl-tRNA aminoacylation
Cellular component (GO): mitochondrion; cytosol
Molecular function (GO): RNA binding; tyrosine-tRNA ligase activity; ATP binding
Source: RefSeq, a predicted model, not a curated record
AAAAAUUAUUAUUGCUGAAAAUCGUUAUCACCGGCUAAAGUUGUAUGUUAACAUUUAAUAUUAAAAUUUUAUCUAAAGAAUUAAAAUUACAUAGUCGAUAAAAUUUUGUUCAAUUAAGAUGCGUCAUCCGUUAUUUAUAAAAUCAUUCCACGAUAUUAAUUUUAGUUAUAAAAUAAUGUGUCAGAUGUAUCGUUGUUAUACUACAAAGAAUGUUCUUAAGUUACACGAGCGAAACAUGCUUCAAAGUAUAUUUCCAGAAAAUUCAAGCAAUGAAAUUAUAACAAUAUUAACUAGAAAAAAUCAGUGUGUUUAUGCUGGAUUUGACCCAACCGCUGAUAGUUUGCAUAUAGGAAAUUUAUUGGUAAUCAUGAAUUUGUUACAUUGGCAACGAGCCAAUCACAAUAUCAUAGCUUUGAUUGGAGGUGCAACAGCUCAAAUAGGUGAUCCAAGUGGUAAAUCUAAAGACCGCAAAACAGAGUCUUCAGAAAAAUUGUUGGAAAAUAUUAAUGGAAUUACUAAGAGCUUAAAAUCUGUAUUUGAAAAUCAUUCAAAAUAUUUUUGGAAAAAAAAUCAACAAUUACCUGAUCCAAUCAUAUUAAACAAUAUGACAUGGUAUGAAAAUAUUGGUGUUAUUGAUUUUAUAAAUAAUAUUGGUAGACAAUUUAGAAUGGGUACUAUGUUAUCAAGAGAUAGUGUCAAAGCUCGUUUAAAUGGAAGUGGAAUGAGUUUCACAGAAUUUACAUACCAAACAUUUCAAGCUUAUGAUUGGCUAUACUUAUACAGAAAAUAUAAUUGCCUUUUUCAAUUAGGAGGAAAUGAUCAAAUGGGAAACAUCAUGUCAGGUCAAGAAUUAAUUAGUAGAGUUGAAAAUAACAAUGUUUAUGGAUUGACUGUUCCAUUAAUAACAACUGAUUCUGGGGAUAAGUAUGGAAAAUCAGCACAAAAUGCUGUAUGGUUAAAUGCAGAUAAAACUUCCCCUUUUGAAUUAUAUCAAUUUUUAUUAAGGACCCCAGAUGCUGAUGUUGAAAAAUUAUUAAAAAUGUUCACAUUUCUUACACUUCCUGAAAUUGAAGAAAUAAUGAAAAGACAUAAUCUAGAACCUCAAAAAAGAUUACCUCAUGAAAAACUUGCUCAAAAUGUUACUAAACUAGUGCAUGGAGUAUCUGGUCUUCAAGAAGCAUUAAUGGCUACAUCUAUUUUAUAUGAUAAAAAUGUUGAGAAUCUGGGCAAAAUAAAUUGUAAUGAUGUUUCAAAGAUCUUCAGUGGUGCAGAAGUAGUUGAGUUAUAUUUUGAACCUAGUUUAACUGUAUUAGAAAUGGCUAUGAAAGCUAAGUGUUUUUUAACUGAUAGUGAUGCAUGUAGAAUAAUUACAGCUGGUGGUUUUUAUAUAAACCAUCAAAGAAUGACAAAUUUGAAUGAGAUACUUACAAUAUCUGCCCAUAUUUUACCAAACAAAAUAUCUCUAGUAAGAGUUGGAAAACGUAAUUAUUGGAUUGUAAAGUGGAUAAUGUAGUGUAUGUUAUGGAAUAAUAUAUAACCAUUAGAAUAAAGUUGUAAACUAUAAUAUAUAAAUAUAUACAUUUAUGAAUUA